Coregonus sp. 'balchen' is the source of this 10670-nucleotide messenger RNA. NCBI's taxonomy places the organism in Eukaryota, Metazoa, Chordata, Actinopteri, Salmoniformes, Salmonidae. The record is from the annotation of a GenBank genome assembly.
AUGUUGGAGGAGGAGCAUACAGACAGACAGCACCAACUUGCCAUGUUGUGUCAGAAGCUCGACCGAAUUAAAACAAGAUAUCUAAUCGAAGGUAAUAACACCAUUUCAUUCGUUCCAUAGCGAAGACAACAUGCCUCAUAUAGUCCCCUGUAGCUCAGUUGGUAGAGCAUGGCGCUUGCAACGCCAGGGUUGUGGGUUCGUUUCCCACGGUGGGCCAGUAUGAAAAUGUAUGCACUCAUUAACUGUAAGUUGCUCUGGAUAAGAGCGUCUGCUAAAAUCUUAAAUGUAAAUAUUGUACAUAAUGAUAUGCCGAUAUAAGACCACUGAGUUUCAAAUAAAUGGUCACUCACUGUUUCUUUCAUGCAGAUGACACUGAUAAUAUCAACCAGGCCAUUGGCUCAAAUUCCCCUGAAACGUGUCUCGCAUAUCUGAUGGACUUGGAGAAGAAAGGAGACCCUCACUUGGAUCCUAGUCAUCUCACAAAGCUUACAGACUUCUAUACCCGUGUAUUCUCAACUAUGCCACUGGGAAAACACUGCCAAAAUGAGAGCUAUGCCAGAAUGCUGGUCAGAUUUGCAGAGCUGAAUGUGUGAGUGAACCAUUAUCAUACUGUUCCAUGAGAUGGUUGAGCCUUGUUUUGCAACAUGUUCUUCUGUUGACUGUACUUAGCUACAUCAGUUAAAAAUACAAUGUGUGGGGUGUAUUAAUAAUAUUAAAGGGGCAAUCUGGGAUUUGGGAAAACAACAGUGGCACCCUGCCACUUUUUGGUUAACAGCUGAGGGAUAAGGCUAGAGAAAUGUAACCACUCUCAAAUUCAUGGAUGCAAGGACUGACCAUCCAUGAGAUCAAAAUGAUAGUUUUAUCCAUGUUUUGAAGCUAUUCAGUGUUUGUUUACAAUUACAUGGUUUACAAAUAAUGGAAGUAAAAUAAGUUUAGAUGUUGGGUUCUAAUCAAUUACAACAGUUGAACUAAGCUCAUGGGGCAUUUAUACCAGUAAAUUAUGUUCUUCCAAAAAUCAAAGGCACCUCAAUACUACCAAAAAUGGAUGUACCAAUCUCAGAUUGCCCCUUUAACAGACACCUUUUUGGUAUUUAGUUUAGUUCAGUCGAAUUAGUAUUUUUAAUGUCUUUCAGAAUCCAAGACACCAAUGGGGCAGAGGGCAACUUCAAUGUUGCGACUACACACUGCCAGGAUUUUGCUUUUGUCCACAUUGCACACGCUCAGUUUGAACUUUCUCAAGGUAGAGAGAUGCACAACAAUCUUUGGUUCGACUGGCGUAGAUGAUUUAUACUCACAGACGACACAAUUUGGGUUAUUUACUAAACUUUAGCUCCAUGGUUUGUACCAGCUUUUUCAUAUUGAUAAAUACUCAGACACCCGAUACAAUACACACCCAUAGCAACUAUUGAAUCUCUAACAUCUUAUUUAUAUCCUGACAAUGAUGCAUGCAUCAGUCCAAUCUGUGAAGCUCACAUUCAGAAACUAUACUGCUGCAGGAAAGUAUUAUUGGUAUCUAGUCAGUAAAUAUUUUUUUAUAUAUAUUUUUUGGUGCUAUCCCAUCUCAAAAGGCAACACAAAGAAAAGUACUUGGAUACUUCAGAGGGCCAUUGAACUGAAUGCCAAACCCAGCGACCUGCUGGAGGCUGCUAUGCAGAACUUGAUAUUGGGCAAAGCAGAACUUCUUUCCUCUGAGGAUAAGGAAAAUAUUCCAGGUUAGUUUUUAUGUCCAAUUUCCAAUCCCAUUUCAGAUCAGUAUUAACCGGAAGCCCAUCUUGAUUUUUUUACGUCAAAGACAAGAAGUAGUAUAAUACAUGACCAUGUUUCUUCACCCUAGAUUUUUUUUAAUGCAAUCACCACUUUUAUGCUGCUUUAGGGUACUAGUACUGUAUAUUCAUUGUCUUAAUGUGUUGUCAAAACUAUUUUUCUUUCAGUCUCAACUUAUAAUACACAUGGUUCUGCAAAAAAUGGCACAGAAUUUCGCAAAGUCUCCAGAAACUCUGACGGUACAGGCGACUUGCAGCUCUCCAGUAUUUUUUCUUCAGGGUAAAAUACAAUUGUUUAGUUUUUUACAGUGCCAAGUUCUCACACCAAGGUUCUGUCUUUGUUUUGCUUUACAUUCUUCUAUUCUGUCUCGUGAAAAAUGAUUGUUGACACUGUUCUUCUCAUUCUCUUAGAACAACGGAACCACGAGGUGGACCCCUAGAAGACGAGGUUCCAUCUUGGAGGUCUGGGUCUCAACGAAAGAGAGCCGUUGGCAUGGUAAAGUUUGAUUUUUUAUUUUAAAGAUCCUACAUUAGUUUUUAUUAGUAGUAGUUUUAAAUAGUGUUGGGGGGAAAAAAUUGAAACAGUUACAUAUCGCAAUAUUAUUUUGGUCGAUAUGUAUCGAUACUUUGACUCAAAGUAUCAAUUGUUUUUUUUGCUAGGUAGCGUUAGCUAGCGCUAGUUGGCUGUACCUGUGCCAAAACUUGGGUAUUUUUCAUCCUAUAGCUUGUUCUCCAUCUUCUUUUUAAAUAGUGAGUCAACAUGUUGUCAGCACUUUUAUUUCCAUGACUGAUCAAAACUCGUUUUUAUUAUGGCUCUCUCGUCUCUGCAGCAGACAUAUAGUGAGCGAUAUGUUUGGAACAUCAAAUCGCAAUAAAAUCACAGUAUCUAAUUGCAAUACAUAUAGAAUCGUGAGAAUUGCAAUAUAUAUUGUAUCGGUACCUAAGUAUCGUGAGGAUAUCAUAUCGUGAGGUCCCUGGCAAUUCCCAGCCCUAGUUUUACAUAGUUUUUCCAUCACUUCUCUGGUUUUAAAUCAUCUCCUGUUCUUUAUUAUCCUGCCCUCUAGCCAGGGAGAGUGCCUGUAGUCCACCGCUCUAUCCCAGAAAUGGAUGAUGACAGUGAUGGAAGACAAGUGAAGAGGAGGGAGGCUCUCAUCCCAAGUAGCUUGUCCAGGUAAGCAUUUUUUACCUAUGUCAAGGGAACACAUUCAGAACACAGGAUUACAAAGCCUAAACUGAUAAAUGGAACUUUGUUUUAGGCAAACGGCUGGUUCAAGUGCCACGUUUACCUUGUCCUCAGCCAAGAAGCAUGAUGAAGAUGGGGACUUCCUCAAUCUAAAGGUUUGAAUGAAAAUCCCCACAUUUCAGUUGUAAUUAUAGAUUGUGUAAGAAUCUUCUAGCGCCCGGCCCAACUGUUUACAAUUAUAUAAAAUAACAUGGAGAGCAGAGCAUAGUAAAGUGAUAUCUUACAUAAUCCUAUUUUAAAGACUGGAGUUGAUUGGACAGUCAUAUCAUUGUUGAUUUGCUCUCUCAGACACUUAUCAUUAGCCCUGAGCCACGCCCAUGGGAGGACAUGGGAAUGGUGGACUCCACCACUACACUGCUGCACAGGCAAGACAGAAGAGAUGCCACUAGGAUGGAAGGUAGGUACCUUUACAUUGAAGUGAAACUAUUUUUACCUAGUUGUUGACGGUGCAUAAAGCUUGUUUAGUAAAAAGCAUGAGUUAGUGCACACCCACAUAUUCAAGGAGGUGCUGACUAACGGAAUGGUAAACUUGUGAAAAAAUUAAUUCUCACUCAUAUCGAGUUUAUGUUCUCUGCUGUUGGUAGAUACCACUGACAAUAUAAACCAGAUAAUCGGUUCCAACUCCCCUGAGGCUUGCCGGAUGUAUCUGACCAAGCUGGAGAAGAGGGGUAAUCCUCAGACAGACACCAACCUUCUCCUAAAGCUGAAGGACUGCUAUUCCAGAAUCUUCUCAAGACUGCCAUUGGGAAUGUACAGCAAAAACGAGAGCUAUGCCAAGAUGCUGGUCCGAUUUGCUGAACUCAAAGGGUGAGUGUCCUUCAGGAUGUUUUGGAGUAUUAAAAACCCUGCAUAUAUUCAGAUAUGUUUCCAGUGUUCUAGAAUUGGUUUGAUGGCUGUCUAAAAAUGUCCUCUGUAGCAUUGAUGACCCAGAUGAUGCUCGGGACAACUUCAUCGUUGCGAGAUCCAACUGCAAAGGCUUUGCCUUUGUGCACAUAGCACAUGCUCAGUUUGAGGUCACUCAAGGUAUUUUUUUUUUUUUUACAUAAAAUAUUUUGCAUAAUAUAGAGUUUAGAUACUGAACAUUUAUAUUUAGAUACUAAAGAGAUUUUUGUUCAUAUUCUUCCAAAAGGUCAGGUCAAGAAAGGCACCUCAAUACUACAGAAAGCCCUUCAAGUGAACGCAAAGCCCACUGAACUAAUUGAGACGGCAAUGCAGAAGCUAAAAGCCGGGAAUUACCAGUUUCUCUCCGAAGAAGACCAAGAGAGUCUCCCAGGUAGGUUUCAUUUACUUUUAGUCAAUUAUGCUGUACGUCUUGGUCGUGUUCAUUAGGGCAUGGAAUGGAAAAUGUAGUCCCUCCCUGUUUGUCUGUUUUCUUCUGUUUGGUACCUAUUGAACAUGACCCAGUUCAUCCUGACUACAAAGUGAUAACGGCUUCAAGCUUAAAGCUUGCAAACCUGAUGUAAGUUUUAGUUGAAUAGAUUCCUUAUAUGUGUGUUUCUUUUUACAGAGCCACAGUCCCACGGGUCAUUAAGUCUGUCAAACUAUGGUAGAGAGAGGGAGCCGGAGAUUCCCGCCCGUUUACCUCUGAGCCAGACACAGCCCAAACCCUCUAGCAUGGAGCCAUCUUCAGGGUGGAAAAUACCAGCCCGCGUCAGCCGAGUCGUGUCUCCAGAGGUUUGGCUUGCUGUUUUAUUUUUGGGAUUACUACUGUGUUAUGAACAUGAAAAGUGCUUGCAUCAAACUCCAAUUUAGUUUGUUAGUUCUUAUGGCUGCGUUAUAACCACAUUUCUGUGGUUAACACUUGUGUUUUUGUUGUUUUUCUUUUGGAUUCUUCAAUUUUAACCUCUGGGUUUAACUGUGUGUGUGGUCGUCAUCAGGAGAAGCACGCCCCUCCUGAUUUCAGGCCCACUCCACGUCUGGUGGACUCUCUGCCCACCCCAUCCCUCCCUCUCCCGUCCAGACUCAAUCCACCCGUCGCCUGCCAGACGCCCAACUACAAAGACCCCUGUGCCAACAGGUGAGCGGGCUGGAGUGGACAUGUAUCUGACAUAAAAGCUCUUGUACAAUGAUCCUAAUCAUUAUCUAAUGAUUCUAUUUCAGCUCUUGAGAUAUUAGGAAAUGGUAUUGUCAGUGUUGGGGAAGCUACUCUGAAAAUAUGGUUUAUCAAGCUACCAAUUACUUCGCACUGGAAGAAGUUGAGCUACAGUAAAGCUACCCUCAAGAAAAAUAUACACUGCUCAAAAAAAUAAAGGGAACACUAAAAGAACACAUCCUAGAUCUGAAUGAAUGAAAUAAUCUUAUUAAAUACUUUUUUCUUUACAUAGUUGAAUGUGCUGACAACAAAACCACACAAAAAUUAUCAAUGGAAAUCAAAUUUAUCAACCCAUGGCGGUCUGGAUUUGGAGUCACCCUCAAAAUUAAAGUGGAAAACCACACUACAGGCUGAUCCAACUUUGAUGUAAUGUCCUUAAAACAAGUCAAAAUGAGGCUCAGUAGUGUGUGUGGCCUCCACGUGCCUGUAUGACCUCCCUACAACGCCUGGGCAUGCUCCUGAUGAGGUGGUGGAUGGUCUCCUGAGGGAUCUCCUCCCAGACCUGGACUAAAGCAUCCGCCAACUCCUGGACAGUCUGUGGUGCAACGUGGCGUUGGUGGAUGGAGCGAGACAUGAUGUCCCAGAUGUGCUCAAUUGGAUUCAGGUCUGGGGAACGGGCGGGCCAGUCCAUAGCGUCAAUGCCUUCCUCUUGCAGGAACUGCUGACACACUCCAGCCACAUGAGGUCUAGCAUUGUCUUGCAUUAGGAGGAACCCAGGGCCAACCGCACCAGCAUAUGGUCUCACAAGGGGUCUGAGGAUCUCAUCUCGGUACCUAAUGGCAGUCAGGCUACCUCUGGCGAGCACAUGGAGGGCUGUGCGGCCCCCCAAAGAAAUGCCACCCCACACCAUGACUGACCCACCGCCAAACCGGUCAUGCUGGAGGAUGUUGCAGGCAGCAGAACGUUCUCCACGGCGUCUCCAGACUCUGUCACGUCUGUCACGUGCUCAGUGUGAACCUGCUUUCAUCUGUGAAGAGCACAGGGCGCCAGUGGCGAAUUUGCCAAUCUUGGUGUUCUCUGGCAAAUGCCAAACGUCCUGCACGGUGUUGGGCUGUAAGCACAACCCCCACCUGUGGACGUCCGGGCCCUCAUACCACCCUCAUGGAGUCUGUUUCUGACCGUUUGAGCAGACACAUGCACAUUUGUGGCCUGCUGGAGGUCAUUUUGCAGGGCUCUGGCAGUGCUCCACCUGCUCCUCCUUGCACAAAGGCGGAGGUAGCGGUCCUGCUGCUGGGUUGUUGCCCUCCUACGGCCUCCUCCAAGUCUCCUGAUGUACUGGCCUGUCUCCUGGUAGCGCCUCCAUGCUCUGGACACUACGCUGACAGACACAGCAAACCUUCUUGCCACAGCUCGCAUUGAUGUGCCAUCCUGGAUGAGCUGCACUACCUGAGCCACUUGUGUGGGUUGUAGACUCCGUCUCAUGCUACCACUAGAGUGAAAGCACCGCCAGCAUUCAAAAGUGACCAAAACAUCAGCCAGGAAGCAUAGGAACUGAGAAGUGGUCUGUGGUCACCACCUGCAAAACCAGUCCUUUAUUGGGGGUGUCUUGCUAAUUGCCUAUAAUUUCCAACUGUUGUCUAUUCCAUUUGCACAACAGCAUGUGGAAUUUAUUGUCAAUCAGUGUUGCUUCCUAAGUGGACAUUUUGAUUUCACAGAAGUGUGAUUGACUUGGAGUUACAUUGUGUUGUUUAAGUGUUCCCUUAAUUUUUUUGAGCAGUGUAGUUUAACUAAAGUUACUUUGAAAACUACCUCGUGAAAAAUGAUCAUAUUUAAAUCUGAACUGUCAUAAUGCAAAGUUAAGCCUGUCAUUCAUACUGUGACGUGGUGUGAGUAACAGUCACUGCAGAUGGUGUAGUGAGAUUUGUGAGUGCGUUUCGUCUUGGAAUCAAGAGGAAAGUUGGGAAGCAGUGAUGUAAAACAGGACUUUCUUUGACAUUUGAAUUCCCUUCUCUCCUCACAGUUACGUUACCCCUGUGGUCAAGAGGAACCCCCCAUUUGCGGCCCCUCUCUCAGCAGCCCAUAAAGCCGGCCCUGCCCAGCAGCAGCUGUGCACCCCCCUCAGCCGGGUGUCCUAUGCCCAACAGACCCCCCAGGUAAACCACAAACGCCAUCCAUGGGAUUUCCGUGAUCACUUGACCUGAACAGGCAAAACGCCGUCAGGUCAGGAGGAACAAACGCAUGGCCCUAGUUAUGUUCUAUUUGUGAGUUUGCUGUUUAAGUUAUAGGCCUAUGUCAAAUGAAAUGUGAACUUGAUGGUUGAAUGACUCUGCACUUGUCCCUUACUUCAGGGUUCCGUCGCUGCUCUCUCAAACGAGUCCAUCAUGAUAAAGGGCAAACAGUUCCUCGUCCUGAAGAUGAUUGGCCGAGGUGGAUCCAGUAAGGUAGGGUCUAGUUGUCUUGUUCAUUAGGGCACAAUGUAAAAAAAGCUCUCAAAACAUUGUGCAAUGGAAAACAAAAAACAGAGUUUCUUGUUGGACAAUUUAAGAUGGUACCCCCCCACGGGGUGCCAGUAUGAAGAAAAAAAGAAGAAAAAAAUUAUGCAGUCGCUCUGGAUAAGAGUGUCUGCUAAAAAUGAUUAAAUUUAAAAAAUGUUUGAAACAGUAAGAUACCAGGGAACAGGUGGUUUGAUGGACGAUUGGCUGUUUUUUCAGCUGGUUUGAUGGUAGGUUCUCUGUCAUUUCAGGUGUACCAGGUUCUGGACCAACGGAAUCAGCUGUUUGCUGUGAAGUAUGUGAACCUGGAGGAGGCUGAUGCCCAGACAGUGGAGAGCUACAAGAAUGAGAUAGAGCAUCUCAAUCACCUGCAGCAGUACAGUGAUCAGAUCAUCAAGCUGUAUGAUUAGUGAGUGUUCUGUGUUCCCUACUCUGACUUAUUCCGCUAGGGUCUAGCAAUAAAUUAAUUAGAUUUUUUGAUAAAUGCAUACUGUACAUCCAAAACAUAACAAAAACUGGUGGUACUGGUACGUAUAUAGUCACAUGGCCUACAUUAAAAGAAAAUAUGAAUGAUAUGAACAUAUUUUUUUCUUUCUUCUUUUAGUUAUGUAUUUUUAUAUUUUUUACCCCCUCGUCUCAUCGAUCUUGUCUCAACUCCCCAACGGGCUUGGGAUAGGUGAAGGUCGAGUCAUGCGUCCUCCGAAACGUGACCCGCCAAGCUUCGCUGCUUAUUAACACCUGCUCGCUUAACCCGGAAGCCAGCUGCACCAAUGUGUCGGAGGAAACACUGUUCAACUGACGACUGUGGUCAGCUUGCAGGCGCCCGGCCCACCACAAGGAGUGGCUAGAGCGCGAUGAGCCAAGGAAUGCCCCCCGGCCAAACCCUCCCCUAACCCGGACGACGCUGGGCCAAUUAUGUGCCGCCCUAUGGGACUCCCGGUCACGGCCGGCUGUGACACAGCCUGGGAUCGAACCCCAGGCUGUAGUGCCUCCUCAACACUGCGAUGCAGUGCCUUAGACCGCUGCGCCACUCGGGAGGCCCCAACACAACGUAUUUCGAUUGUGGUCCUCUGUUCUAUCCCACUAUACAUGUCAUGUGAUUCCCAGUGAGCAGUGCUUUUUAUCAGUCGAGUUCUCUUUUAUUCCAGUGAAAUAACCAACAGCUACAUCUACAUGCUGAUGGAAUGUGGUAACCUGGACCUCAACACCUGGCUACGGAACCGUAAAACUGUCAACCCGCUGGAGAGGAAGUUCUACUGGAAGAAUAUGCUGGAGGCAGUCCAGACCAUCCACAAACAUGGUUAUUAUCUCUCCAUCUAUCUUGAACUCUGUAUCUCUCUUCAUCAGUCACCCUUGUGUUUUCUAAGUUCCUCAUACCCAACCAUUGCAGUCUCUAUAACAAGUCUUUUUCGUUUUUCUGUUACUUUUUUUGUGUAGGUAUUGUCCAUAGUGACUUGAAGCCAGCCAAUUUUGUGAUUGUGAAUGCCUCGCUGAAAUUGAUCGACUUCGGCAUUGCAAACCGCAUCCAGCCUGAUGUGACAAGCAUUAUGAAAGAUUCUCAGGUAAGAGCACAACCCCCAUCUCCAACUGUAGUUAAUAAUGUAUGUAUACAUAACCAGAAGCUUGCCAAAAUAAGGAUCUUGAUCUUCAAGAAAAAAAUCCUAAACACAGGUGGGGACCUUGAACUACAUGCCUCCCGAAGCCAUCAAAGACACUUCAUCCCAGCCAGGGAAGGCAAACUCUAAGGUGAGCUGAUGUCCCUUCCUUCUUAUCCAAAACAAUGUAUUUUUAAUACAUGCAUAUUCCAUAUGGACUCAUUUAUAUCAAUGUUGGAAGAUUAUGCAUGUGUAAUGAUUUAUAAUAAAUAUUUUUGUUGAUUUGAUUCAUAGAUUAGUACUAAAGGUGAUGUGUGGUCCCUUGGUUGCAUCAUGUACUGCAUGACCUAUGGGAAGACUCCAUUCCAGACCAUCACCAACCAGAUCACCAAGCUACAUGCCAUCAUUGACCCGUCCCAUGAGAUAGAGUUCCCUGACAUUGCAGAGAAGGAUCUGCUAGAUGUGUUGAAGGUGAGUGAUUCCUUUCAUUCUGCUAUGUAUUGGCUUUUUGGUUGAGUUUUGAUUUAGUGUGAAUGAUGUGGAUAAAUGGGAUCUGAUGGUAUAUAUAUUUUUCUACCACCAGAGGUGCUUGGUACGAAACCCAAGAGAGCGGAUUUCCAUUGCGGAGCUGCUGGAACAUUCAUACCUAAAGCUUCAGUCUCAGCAACAGUCACCUGUGCCAGGUACAUAAACGCACACACGCUAUGCAUAUUUACACCUCAUACCUGCCAUAAUACCAAGUGUUUAUUUUUUUUUAAAUAAGAAAAAGAAUUGCAACAACUUUCAUUUUGUCUUCCUCUCUAUCUCCUUUCAGCACCUCCUGACAAUAACGAUCUGAAGAGGAUCCUCAACGAGCUCGCUGCCUUACAGUCCCCCAACAGCAUUGCCAGGGCUGCUAAUGUAAGCGUAACAAUGUGGAAUUUCCAAUAAUGUUCCAGUCUUAUCGUCAUUUGCUUUUAACUGACUGGCAUCUUCUCUGCAAUCGACAGAACUUGGCGAAAAUGUGCAACAGUGGUCGGAAACUGGACGCUGCAGGGUGUGUAAAGUCAUCCAGCCAGCUCAACUGGAAGAUGUGAUCUGGCCAUGUAGAUGCUCCACUGAUGGCCUAAAAAAAAAUAUGGUGUCAGCAGAUGGGACUCCAAUCCUAGCCUAAGUCGAGCUUUACCCAAGAGAUACACUGCCCAUGCCAUGCUUCAGCACAACUAAAAAAAUAUGUCCUGCUUGGCAGUACACUGGCCCUGUUUGAAUACUUUGAAAAUGUAUCCUUACUUCCUUCCCCUCAAAGUAAUCGCUAAUCUGACAUGUCUGGAUUGGUGAAAGCUAUGAAGUGGAACCAUUGCUUUUAUUCUAUCCAAGUAUGUUAGAUCAGAGAGAACACCAAGAAUGGGAGGAAAGAAGGAAGCAUUUGAACCGUUUUUAAGCAGGGCCCAUAUCUGCCCUACAGAGUUCUACCAUCAUCGCCAUGUUGUAUCCUCUCAUGUCCUCAUGACUUCCCCUUGCUCACAUCUUGAAGGAAACGGAUCUACACUUUUUGUCUUUUUUUUU